This is a messenger RNA of Spathaspora passalidarum NRRL Y-27907, 1011 nucleotides long. RefSeq lists its product as uncharacterized. The record is from RefSeq and is a predicted model, not a curated record. Gene Ontology annotation, biological process: malate transmembrane transport; phosphate ion transmembrane transport; succinate transmembrane transport. The transcript is spliced from 2 exons. Lineage: Eukaryota; Fungi; Ascomycota; Pichiomycetes; Serinales; Debaryomycetaceae. Gene Ontology annotation, molecular function: antiporter activity; succinate transmembrane transporter activity; sulfate transmembrane transporter activity. Bases 73 to 936 code for a protein of 287 amino acids.
GUCAGAACUCAAUUAGCUUGUUUCCUCUGUGAACGAUAAGUUUGUAUUUAUUUCUUCAUAUUUCCUAGCAUUAUGUCAUCGUCAAAAGUUCAAUAUCCAUUCUGGUAUGGUGGUGCAUCAAGUAUGGCUGCAUGUAUGGUAACUCAUCCUCUAGACUUGGCAAAGGUUCGAUUACAAACUGCUUCUGAACGUGGUCAAGGAUUAGUCAGUAUGAUUUACCAAAUAAUAACCAAAGAAGGACCAACAAAAAUUUAUUCUGGAUUAACUGCUUCAUUGUUAAGACAAGCCACUUACUCAACUGCAAGAUUUGGGAUCUAUGAAUGGUUAAAAGACCAAUAUAUUGAAAGUACCAAUAAUACCAAACCUGGAACUAUGAUUUUAUUACCAAUGUCAAUGCUUGCUGGUGGUUUAGGUGGUUUGAUUGGUAAUCCAGCUGAUGUUGUUAACAUUAGAAUGCAAAAUGAUAACACAUUACCCGUGGAACAAAGAAGAAACUACCGUAAUGCAUUUGACGGUCUUUAUAAGAUUUGUCGUGAUGAAAGCCCAGCUUCAUUGUUUAGAGGGUUAAUGCCAAAUUUAGUUAGAGGUGUAUUAAUGACCGCAUCCCAAGUUGCAACCUAUGAUAUUGCCAAAACUUUCUUGGUUGACCAAUUAAAUCUUGAUCCAACCAAGAAAACAACUCAUUUUGGUGCUUCUUUAAUUGCCGGAUUGGUUGCAACCACUGUAUGUUCUCCUGCCGAUGUUGUGAAGACCAGAAUCAUGAACAGUAAAGGGUCCGGUGGAAGUGCUGUUACUAUUUUAACCACUGCCGUCAAAAAUGAAGGUGUUGGUUUCAUGUUCAGAGGUUGGUUACCUUCGUUCAUUAGAUUGGGACCUCACACGAUUGUUACCUUCCUUGUGUUGGAACAAUUGAGAAAAUACAGAGUUGGGAUGUAAUAAUUAUCACUAGUGUAAUUUUUUUCUUUCUUCAAUUAUAUAGAGGUUUUAAUAUGGAUAUUUAUUAAGCAUUAC